GCUGUCAAAGCUUGCUGCCUUGCGCUCGCACACGGCACCGGACAACGCAACUUCGCCGAGUUUUGACAGGACGGCAACUGAGUCAGGAGAGCCCAGCUGGCUUUGAACACCGUAUUUAUUUCAUGGAGGCUGCUCACAGCGGGAUCUAAGCUCUGUCAGAGUCUCUAAGGGAACAAACGCACCGGGAAAGACAAGGAACUCCAGCUUGGUUUGUGCUGGCUCUCCAAUUUCUGCUGCAGAUUACAAAGGCCAAGCAGACCUAAGACUCUCUCAGCUUUGAAAGGGAACUGGGCACCACAAUGGGACUCCCCAGCCAGGUCUUGGCCUGUGCCAUCCUCGCUUUGCUGUCCCAGCAUGUCACUGGAGGACUCAUCAAGAGAACUAUCCGGCAGAAGAGGGAGGCUGGCCUGAACGUGACCUUGCCAGAGGAUAACCAGCCUGUGGUUUUCAACCACGUCUACAACAUUAAGCUGCCUGUUGGCUCCCUCUGCUCUGUGGACCUGGACACAGCGAGCGGCGACGCCGACCUGAAGGGGGAAAUUGAGCCCGUCAAGAACUACGAGGAGCACACGGUGAAUGAGGGGAACCAGAUUGUCUUCACGCACAGGAUUAACAUUCCCCGCCGGGCUUGUGGCUGUGCAGCUGCCCCAGAUAUUAAGGAUCUGCUGAGCAGACUAGAGGAGCUGGAGGGGCUGGUCUCCUCCCUGCGGGAGCAGUGUGCCAGCGGGGCUGGAUGCUGUCCUAAUUCCCAGGCAGUAGAAGGUCGCCUGGACACCACGCCCUAUUGCAGCGGGCACGGCAACUACAGCAUUGAGAUCUGCGGCUGCAUCUGCGAGCCGGGCUGGAAGGGCCCCAACUGCAGCCAGGCCUCGUGUCCCUCCGACUGCAACGACCAGGGCAAGUGCGUGGACGGGCUGUGCGUGUGCUUCGAGGGCUACACGGGCCCGGACUGUGGCCAGGAGCUCUGCGCCCAGGGCUGCGGCGCCCACGGGCGCUGCGUGGGCGGGCAAUGCGUGUGCCACGAGGGCUUUGUGGGUGACGACUGCAGCGUGCCCCUGUGCCCCCACAACUGCCAUGGCCGCGGGCGCUGCGUGGACAGCGAGUGCGUGUGCGACGAGGGCUACACCGGCGAGGACUGCAGCGAGCUCAUCUGCCCCAACGACUGCUUCGACCGUGGGCGCUGCGUGAACGGCACCUGCUUCUGUGAGGAGGGCUUCACCGGUGAGGACUGCGGGGAGCUCACCUGCCCCAACGACUGCCACGGCAACGGGCGCUGCGAGAACGGGCUGUGUGUGUGCUACGAGGGCUUUGUGGGCGACGACUGCAGCGAGAGGAGGUGCCCCAACGACUGCCACAACCGCGGGCGCUGCGUGGGCGGGCGCUGCGUGUGCCACGAGGGGUACCUGGGCGAGGACUGCGCGGAGCUGCGCUGCCCCAACGACUGCCACAACCGUGGGCGCUGCGAGAAUGGGCAGUGUGUGUGCCAUGAGGGGUUCAUCGGGGAGGACUGCGGGGAGCUGCGCUGCCCCAAUGACUGCCACAACCGCGGGCGCUGCGAGAACGGGCAGUGUGUGUGCCAUGAGGGCUUCACAGGGGAUGACUGCGGCCAGUUGCGGUGCCCCAGCGACUGCCACAACCGCGGGCUGUGCGUCAAUGGGCAGUGUGUGUGUGAUGAGGGGUACACGGGCGAGGACUGUGCUGAGCUGCGCUGCCCCAAUGACUGCCACAACCGCGGGCGCUGCGUGGAGGGGCGCUGCGAGUGUGACAACGGCUUCACAGGGGAUGACUGCGGUGAGCUGGCCUGCCCCAACAACUGCCACGGGCGUGGGCGCUGCAUCGACGGGCGCUGUGUGUGCCACGAGGGCUUCGUGGGUGAGGACUGCCGGGAACGCUCCUGCCCCAAUGACUGCAACAACGCAGGCCGCUGCGUGGACGGGCGCUGUGUCUGCGAGGAUGGCUACAUCGGGGAUGACUGCUCUGAUGUGUCUCCUCCAACUGAGCUGACUGUGACCAACGUGACAGAUAAAACUGUCAAUCUGGAGUGGAAGCACGAGAACCUCGUCAACGAGUACCUCGUCACCUACGUCCCCACCAGCAGUGGUGGCUUGGACAUGCAGUUCACCGUGCCAGGGAACCACACAGCUGCCACCAUUCACGAGCUGGAGCCCGGGGUGGAGUACUUUAUCCGUGUCUUUGCAAUCCUGAAAAACAAGAAGAGUAUUCCAGUCAGCGCCAGGGUAGCCACAUAUCUGCCUGCUCCAGAAGGCCUGAGAUUCAAAUCUGUUCGGGAAACAUCUGUCCAGGUGGAGUGGGACCCUCUGAACUUUUCUUUUGAUGGCUGGGAGCUGGUCUUCCAUAAUAUGAAAAAGGAUGAUAAUGGUGACAUAACCAGCAGCUUGAAAAGGCCAGAGACAUCCUACAUGCAGCCAGGUUUGGCACCUGGGCAGCAGUACAAUGUGUCCAUCCAUAUAGUGAAGAACAACACCAGAGGACCAGGCCUGUCCAAAGUCAUCACCACAAAGCUUGAUGCCCCCAGUCAGGUGGAGGCCAAAGAUGUUACUGACACCACGGCUCUCAUUACGUGGUCCAAACCCUUGGCUGAAGUUGAAGGUGUAGAGCUCACUUAUGGCCCCAAGGACAUUCCAGGGGACAGGACAACCAUUGACCUCUCUGAAGAUGAGAACCAAUAUUCCAUUGGCAACCUGAGGCCACACACGGAGUAUGAGGUGACGCUCGUCUCUCGUCGAGGGGACAUGGAGAGUGACCCUGUGAAGGAAGUCUUUGUCACAGACCUGGAUGCUCCAAGGAACCUGAAGCGGGUGUCCCAGACUGACAGCAGCAUCACCCUGGAGUGGAAGAACAGCCACGCCAAUGUCGAUAAUUACCGAAUCAAGUUUGCCCCCAUCUCUGGUGGGGACCACGUGGAGAUCACGGUGCCCAAGGGCAGCCAGGCCACAACCAGAGCUACACUCACAGGUUUGAGACCUGGAACUGAAUAUGGCAUUGGAGUGACAGCAGUGAGGAAUGACAGGGAAAGUGCUCCUGCUACCAUCAAUGCUGGCACUGAUCUUGAUAACCCCAAGGACUUGGAAGUCAGCGAGCCCACUGAGACCACCUUGUCCCUGCGCUGGAGAAGGCCGGUGGCCAAGUUUGACCACUACCGCCUGGUUUACACCGGUGCCUCUGGGAAGAAGAGCGAGGUGGAGAUCCCAGUGGACAGCACCUCCUUCCUUCUGCGGGGGCUGGAGCCAGGCACCGAGUACACCAUCAGCCUGCUGGCAGAGAAGGGACGGCACAAGAGCAAGCCCACCACUGUCAAGGGCUCCACAGAGGAGGAACCUGAGCUGGGGAAGUUCUCAGUGUCAGAGCCUGGCUGGGAUGGUUUCCAGCUCACCUGGACAGCCGCAGACGGGGCCUAUGAGAGCUUUGUCCUGCAGGUGCAGGAGGCUGGCAGCCCCGAGCCCAGCCGCAAUGUCACAGUCCCGGGGACACUGAGCUCUGUGAAUGUCACCGGCCUCAAGGCCAACACUUCUUACACCAUCACCCUUCAGGGGCUCACUCGGGGCUACAGGAGCAAGCCCCUUUCUCUUGAGACCACCACAGGAGAGCAGCCCGGCGUUGCUGAGCUAAUGGUUUCCGACAUUACCCCCGAAAGCUUCAACAUCUCCUGGACAGCCUCCAACGGGGACUUCGACGUCUUUACCAUUGAAAUUAUUGAUUCUAACAGGUUGCUGGAGCCCAUGGAGUUCAACUUCUCAGGCAACGCAAGGACUGCUCAUAUCUCAGGGCUUUCUCCCAGCACUGAUUUCAUUGUCUACCUCUCCGGGAUCUCUCACGGGUUCCGCACACAGGCAAUCAGUGCUGCAGCUACCACAGAAGCAGAACCCGAGGUCGACAACCUUCUGGUUUCAGACGCAACCCCAGAUGGAUUCCGUCUCUCCUGGACUGCAGAUGAGGGGGUUUUCAACAGCUUUGUUCUAAAAAUCAGGGACACCAAAAGGAAAUCUGACCCCCUGGAGCUGAUAGUGCCAGGCCAUGAGCGCACCCAGGAUAUAACAGGGCUGAAAGAGGGCACUGAAUAUGAGAUUGAGCUCUAUGGAAUUAGCAGUGGACAACGUUCCCAGCCUGUAAACACAGUAGCAUCCACAGUGGUUGGCUCUCCCAAGGGAAUUUCUUUCUCUGACAUCACGGAAAAUGCUGCCACAGUCAGCUGGACCCCUCCUCGCUCCCGCGUGGAAAACUUCCGGAUCUCCUACGUCCCCGUCACGGGAGGUACUCCAAAUGUUGUCACAGUUGAAGGGAACAAGACGAGGACCAAGCUGGUGAAGCUGGUCCCAGGUGUGGACUACAAUGUCAGCGUCAUCUCUGUGAAAGGCUUUGAAGAAAGCGAGCCCGUCUCUGGCAUCCUGAAAACAGCUCUGGACAGCCCAUCAGGCCUGGUGGUGGUGAACAUUACAGAUUCUGAGGCUCUGGCAACCUGGCAGCCAGCAAUUGCUGCUGUGGAUAACUACGUGGUGUCCUACUCUUCUGAGGAAGAGCCAGAAGUGACCCAGCUGGUCUCCGGGAACACGGUGGAGUACGACCUGAAGGGGCUGCAGCCUGCCACGGAGUACACGCUGAGCGUCCACGCGCAGAAGGGCACGCAGAGGAGCGAGAGCCUCUCCACCCACUUCACCACAGGGCUGGAUGCUCCAAGGGAUCUGAGUGCCACCGAGGUGCAGUCAGAAGCAGCUGUGAUGAGCUGGAGGCCUCCCCGUGCUCCAGUCACUGGAUAUCUCCUGAUCUAUGAAUCCAUUGAUGGCAGAGUCAAGGAAGUCAUCCUAAACCCCGAGACAACUUCCUACAGCCUGACAGAGCUGAGUCCCUCCACGCAGUACACAGUGAAACUGCAGGCCCUGAGUGGAGCCCUGAGGAGCAAAACCAUCCAGACCAUUUUCACCAGCACUGGGCUCCUCUAUCCCUACCCCAAGGACUGCUCCCAGGCCCUGCUGAAUGGAGAAGCCACCUCUGGGCUCUACACAAUUUACCUGAACGGGGACAAGGCUCAGCCUCUGCAAGUGUUCUGUGACAUGGGCGAGGAUGGGGGCGGCUGGAUCGUGUUCCUGAGGCGUCAGAAUGGAAAGCAAGAUUUCUACAAGAACUGGAAUACUUACGUGGCAGGGUUUGGAGAUCCUAAGGAUGAAUUCUGGAUAGGUCUGGAGAACCUGCACAAAAUCACUUCUCAGGGCCUGUAUGAACUGCGGGUGGACCUGAGGGACAAGGGGGACACAGCCUAUGCCGUGUAUGACCGCUUCAGCGUGGGCGACGCCAAGAGCCGCUACCGCCUGCGCGUGGAUGGCUACAGCGGCACAGCAGGUGACUCCAUGACCUACCACAAUGGAAGGUCCUUCUCCACCUUUGACAAAGACCACGACUCUGCCAUCACCAACUGUGCUCUGUCAUACAAAGGAGCUUUCUGGUACAAGAACUGUCACCGAGUCAACCUGAUGGGCAGAUAUGGUGACAACAGCCACAGUCAGGGUGUCAACUGGUUCCACUGGAAGGGCCACGAGUAUUCCAUCCAGUUUGCAGAGAUGAAGCUGAGACCCUCCAGCUUCCGGAACCUGGAGGGGCGUCGGAAGCGAGCGUAGAGCCCGGGGGCUGUGGGCAGGGGCAGGGGAGGGGAUGGAGAGGGGGGUGUGGGGAGACCCUCGGGCAUUGCUGGCCUGGGGCUGUGAGGAGCUGGGACUGGUACCAAAGCAUCGGUGAGCCGCGGCCAGCAGAGGCUUUGCAGCAUUCCAAACAAAAAAAGCCUUAAAGCAUCCCAGAGUUUCCAGCAGAGCAGCUCCAGCUGCCCACCAGGAACGUCCUCCACACCAAAGACAACGAUCUCAAGGGUUCUGUGUUGUUUUAUUAAUUUUUUUUUUAUUUUUUUGCCAGAAAGCGUCUGGGAUAAAGUUCUUCCGACAUCUGACGAUCUCUUGGGUGGCCCAGGGGAGGGGAGGGAGAACAGCUUUGUACAUUGGUAGUUUGUUUUAGAACCAGCCAUAUUUUACACACAGAAAUGUGUAAGAUUAAUUAUCAUUAUUAUCACUAUUAUUAUUAUUAGUUAUAAGUUAAAAUAAUUGGUGGUGUGAAUGCCUUUUUUAUAUAUAUCAAGUACCACAGAGAAGGAGGGAAUGGGAAGGGAAAGCAGUAGGUUUUUAAACUUAAACAUAAGAUUAAUAUUAUUAAUAUAAAGACAAAGUAAUAAUAAUAAUAAUGAUAAUAAUAAUAAGCUACAUUUUGUCAUUUUUAAGAGAACCAUGCUUUUGGAAACACAGCAGGACAGUGUCUGAUUGUAAAUUUUUUUUUUAUAAAUAAAAGCACAAUUACUUUUAAAUAAAUUUCUACUUUUUUUUUUUUUUUUCAUCCAUGUGGAGUUUGUGCAUGUCCAGGAUAUAUUUACUUAGAUGGGGAAAUAAAGACAGACUGAGAUGAAUUAGGCUGCUGAGCCCCUACUGAAAACUGUUCCUUUUUGUCAGUGACUGGUUGUAAUUAUUCUGGUGGGUUUGUUACAGUGAAAUGCCCAUGAGGAUUUGGGUUCUUUCAGAAGAGAAUUCUUUUUUUUUUCCUGCCCAAGAGCUUCUUCCAUGUUUUUCUAAGUGCUACUGACCAAUGCUUGCUCCAUCUAGGUGGGAAUAACUAACAAAGCAAAACAAAGAGAACCCAGAGUUGUUGUUAGGUACCAUGGGCAGUUUGAACACUUGUGUAAAUAAAGGGCUCUCUUUUUUUAUUUUUUUUUAAUAUGAAUGAAAAUCCAUGUAGUUCCUCUGUAUCACACCCUGCAGUUCAAGACAAUAAAAGAUCUCUUG
This is a messenger RNA of Onychostruthus taczanowskii (white-rumped snowfinch), 6833 nucleotides long. It is a transcript of the gene TNC, whose product is annotated as tenascin C. Bases 300 to 5630 code for a protein of 1776 amino acids. The record is from RefSeq and is a predicted model, not a curated record. Gene Ontology annotation, molecular function: protein binding. NCBI's taxonomy places the organism in Eukaryota, Metazoa, Chordata, Aves, Passeriformes, Passeridae. The transcript is spliced from 24 exons.